UCGAUCAAUCGAAACUUUAUUUUUUUUUUAUCGAAAACAAAUAAAAGUCAAGGAUUCAAGAGACAAGUGAGCAGCCCGUGACAGUUGGAUAAAAAAAAACGAGGCUUGUUUACGAGAUGAGGAAAGACGCGAUGAGAUGUGGGACCAGCUGCCGGAGCUGAUACUGACGUUAAUUUUUGAUCACUUGGAGUGCCGGGACCGGUUCAAUGUCGACCGGACCUGUCAGUCAUGGAGUCGAGCGCUGGCUGCCCCAGUUCUCUGGCGAUCAAUCACCAUUACCAUAGACAGAGACUUACGGGGCGACUUAUCUCCUACCAAACAGCUCGUGGCCAAGUAUGGACAGUAUAUCAGAAAGUUAGAGUUUGCUUGGUCCCGGCCGUACAUUUUGCCGCGCGAAACUCGAGCCACUUGGAAUAUUCGGGCCAAGGAGGGUAUUGAAUUUAUAGGGGUUAUCAAGGACAAAACAGUCCAACUGAACCAGCUUGUACUUACAAACUGGUUCUUUGGUACUAACUGGAACCAUCGCAGCAAACUUUUGUAUGCAGUCGGACACUUUCUCAGGUGUCAGCAGAAGCUGAACUUUCUGAGUCUGCUGAACGCAAACUUGGGUGUCAGCGAUGUCUUGAGACUAUUCCGGGCUGUCUCUUGGUCCUGCGGCGGGACUCUGGAGCAGUUGGACAUCAGAGGAGCCUUCAAAGAUUGGCAGGCGCCGCACAGCAACUCCAGAUACCUUGAGUACCUUGGAAGACUGCACACACUGACGACAUUUAAAUUGGACUACCCGGCGCUGUCUGAUCUGGCUCUCAAUUCACUUGCCACUGCGGCACCUAAAGUACUUAGAGACUUGCAUAUCUCCGUUCGUGAUUCGGAUUCACGUCAGCAUACUAUUCAAGACGACGCUUGGCUCAAUCUUGUAACUGUUUGUCCUCAACUAACAGUUUCUUACACAAUCGUAAACAUUUCACAUUAUGAAGACAUAGCUUAUCUAUUAUUACCCAGCAUACCCCUGGCACGUUUUCACAUGUACGGAGGUCAUGUCUGGGAUCAAAGUCGAUCCAGAAACUUUCGGAGCACGGUCGGACUUCUCAUAACUUAUUACACCAAGACCCUAACUGAAGUAACUCUGCAACUGAGAAACAACCGUGAGGCUCUCGAUGAUCUGCUCGUAUCGAUGCUGGAACGCUGCAAGCGGCUGAUGAAACUUCAAUACGACGGGAUCAUCCGGGACGUCGAUACCCUCAGGGAGAUUUUCGGCUUGCAAGUAGACAACAAAACUUACUUCCAAACUAUCCACGUCAAGCCACGCAACCUCAGCCUAAAGAAUCGCGUUAUUUUGGACGACAUCAAUUAUCGCUACAGCCACAAAUUGAUGGACAGAGGCGUCGACUUCCGCAUUGACGACCCGGCUUUUAAUUUUUACUGAUUUAAUUACUUUGUAAAUUACUUUUCAAAAUUAAUGACAUGAUAUUUUUUUUUAAUAAAAAUAUAGAAAUUUAUUU
Molecule: messenger RNA, 1499 nt
Organism: Microplitis mediator
Lineage: Eukaryota; Metazoa; Arthropoda; Insecta; Hymenoptera; Braconidae
Product: F-box only protein 39-like
Exons: 6
Coding region: 137-1423 (428 amino acids)
Biological process (GO): SCF-dependent proteasomal ubiquitin-dependent protein catabolic process; positive regulation of protein ubiquitination
Cellular component (GO): SCF ubiquitin ligase complex
Molecular function (GO): protein binding
Source: RefSeq, a predicted model, not a curated record